GGCCGCCCCCGUGAGGCUCCCACGUGGUGGGAUUUCCCGGAAGCGUCGCUGUGCAGUGUCUGGUGGGAUCUUCGCAGGGACUUUUUUCCGCGGGUGCAAACGGCGCUCGCUGGGCCGUUAAACCCGGCAAGCGCGCAGAAGUAGCCUCGGAGGCCAGCGGAGGAAGGAAGGCAAGGAUUACUUUUGUGCAGCCGUAGAGAUUUGUGUGGUGUAAUGUAUUUAUGCAUAUAGAUAUUUCAGUGUAAGUCUCUUGGAGACCUUGGGUGACAAGCGACUAAUAAGUUCAGCUAAUAAGAAUAAAUAAUAAGAACUUGGAAGGAGAUAACCGCGUGGGGCGGGUAGCAGGAAAGGACGGACGGCAGACCCCAAAGAAGCAAAAUCGAGGUUGCUAUUUACUAUUCUUGUAGUUUCAUUACCAUUUAUAAGCCUGCAUCCUUAAAAAUGCUUGUUAUUGCCGCUUUGAUGCCUCGCUGUUCCUCUCAGGAGCAUAGAGUGGCAUUUUCCUUCCUGUUUCUCCCCUCCCCCCCUCCGCCCCCCACUUUAAUCUCGCGACAGUAACGGUAAGAUUGGUUGAGAAACGGCGGGGGAGGGGGAUCAGCUGGGGGUUCACCCCACUGUGGCGAUGUGGUGGUUUGGAGAUUGGUCUCCUCAGUACUUGAAGGAAAUCCCCGGUGAAUCAGUUUAACUUCUGAAUAAAACAUAUUUAGGAUGGCUUCCUGGUCAACUGUUAAUUCAUGCAGUUGGCUGCGUGUUGGACGCAAGCUCACAACUUAAUGUUGUUGCGUACCACUGUUACUGGGUGGACUGGCGAAUUGGGAGGUUGCUGAUUAGCAGAGAUCCAAAAGUCUCUCAUUAUCUGAAAACCGAACACUUACAGUUCAUUUCUAUUUUUUAUUCUUCCUUGUAUGUUCACCUGCAAAUUGGUUGGGGUAAAUAACAUUUUUGGUUGUUUAUUUGUCUGCUUAUUAAUUUAAUUUCCACCUAUUGUACAUCUGUUAAUGUGGGUACUUCUGCCUUACUUUCCCAAAGUUGCAGCUCUGUUUUAACAACCAUAUGUUUAAACCCGGAUACUGAAUCCCACAAAAACUGUAGUUUAGGAUUAGGAUCGACAUGUUGGACAAUUAACCGUGUUAAAUACUCAGAUAUUUGAAGUAUAAGCCACUGAGCGAUAUCCAGCUGAGUCAUACUCUGAAUAGACCCAUUGAAACCAGUGGACUUCAGUUAUUUAAGUCAGCUUAUUUCAGUGGGGCUGUUCUGAGUAUGACUAGCAUUGAAUAAAGGUGUAGAAGAUUACUCUUUUAUUUCAGCUCCCUAGCUCUGUUGGCAGGGCUGGACCUAGGAGCAUGGAAAAAUGUACCCCCUUGGCUACCAGAUGUAACUGUAGGCAUUUCCAAACAGGCACACAAGCUUCUGUGAGUAAGCUGCCAUCAGUUACAGAAGCCACUGGGACUGGAAAGAUCCAGGUUCAGUUUCUCAUUCAGUCAUGAAGCUUAUGGUGUGAUGUUAGGUUGGGUUAGUUGCACACAGUUUGCACGGCCUGCUUCACAGGGCUGUUCCAAGGAGAAUAAUGAGAAUAAUGGGGAAUGGGUAGUAUGCUUGAUAAUGUGGGUCCUGUGGAGGAUGGGCAGAAUUAAAAUAAUAUAUCACAUUUUUUAAAAGUUGAUGUCAUUGUUUUAUAGUACAGUGGUGUUGUGUAGUCGUGUCCGACUCUUCGUGACCCCAUGGACCAGAGCACGCCAGGCACUCCUGUCUUCCACUGCCUCCCGCAGUUUGGUCAAACUCAUGCUGGUAGCUUCAAGAACACUGUCCAACCAUCCCCUGUCGUCCCCUUCUCCUUGUGCCCUCCAUCUUUCCCAACAUCAGGGUCUUUUCCAGGGAGUCUUCUCUUCUCAGGAGGUGGCCAAAGUAUUUGAGUCUCAGCUUCAGGAUCUGUCAUUCCAGUGAGCACUCAGGGCUGAUUUCCUUAAGAAUGGAUAGGUUUGAUCUUCUUGCAGUCCAUGGGACUCUCAGGAGUCUCCUCCAGCACCAUAAUUCAAAAGCAUCAAUUCUUCGGCGAUCAGCCUUCUUUAUGGUCCAGCUAGUACAGUGGUACCUCUAGUUAAGAACUUAAUUUGUUCCGGAGGUCCGUUCUUAACCUGAAACUGUUCUUAACCUGAAGCACCACUUUAGCUAAUGGGGCCUCCUGCUGCUGCGGCGCGAUUUCUGUUCUCAUCCUGAAGCAAAGUUCUUAACCUCAGGUACUAUUUCUGGGUUAGCAGAGUCUGUAACCUGAAGCGUAUGUAACCUGAAGCGUCUGUAACCCAAGAUACCACUGUAAGGGCCAUCUAAGUGUCAGACCGGUUGAUUAGCAUUUGUCCUCCUGCUGUAACCUUAUUGUGACCAUUAUGGGACUGGUCAAAUGCCUGAGAUAGCUCAGUUGGUAGAGCAUGAGACCCUUAAUCUCAGGGUCAUGGGUUCAAGCCCCACGUUGGGCAAAAGAUCCUGCAUUGCAAAUUUAUUUUGUAUAGUUAAGCUUUUACGUCUAUCUUCAGUACAUUUAUGCUAUGUUAUUGCUACGGCCAGUGGCUGAUGCAAAUAAAUAUUAUUCUGAUUCUCUGCACUGCGGGGGUUGGACUAGAUGACCCUCGGGGUCCCUUCCAACUCUAUGAUUCUGUGAAUGCCCAGCUAUAUGUUUAGGAUACUUUAUAAGGGAACAUGCAGCUGACAGUACAAGGCACCACUUCAUUUCAUGUCUUCCCUUUGCAAAUUUCAGAAGGAAAAAUUGUAUUCCAUUUGUACAUGUAAUCUUCUACCAGCUUUUGAGUCUAAUGAUUCCAAUGCCACAGCUGCCAGUUAUAGCUUGCUUUGUCCAUGCUUGCUGUCUGAAAGUUUUUUUAAAAAAUACAGUCACUACCAAAUCUGAGAGGAUUGUUGUUCAGAACAAAAUAUGUAGAACCAAAUGUUCAAAGAACCAGGAAGAGAACACAAGCCUAUGAAGGGCAUAUUGAGACAUGUUGCUGUAGGAGUUGCUCACAUGAGUGAUUAUUCAACUCCCCCAGCCCCCAAGAUAAAUGUUCACAGUAAAAGUCCUAGGAGCUGUUAUCACUUUUCAUAUGAAUGGACUUAGCAGGCUGGUAAGGACGACUGUAAGGGGAAGGUCUCUGCUAGUUAGCCAAGGUGGUGCCCUCUAAAUGCUGUUGGACUAGUGGUUAGGGUGUCAGGCUAGGGAGACCAGGGUUCAAAUCCCUGCUCACCCAUGGUCUGGAAUGAUUGGAGUUGUAGUCCAAAACAUCUGGAAUGCAUUAGGUUGGGAAACUCUGGUCUAGGGAAAGGCAGGAUCAUGGGAGAAGGUAGCAUGGCGUGGGAAGCAGGGAAGGACUAGGAAAGGAGGGUGGGAAUGGUCUGAAUGAACUUAGGGAGGACCUAAGAGGGGAAGAGAAACUAGACUGCUGGAUGAGUGAAGGAGGGAUGCUCAUAGUUGGGAGCUGCAGAGAAUUACAUUUUGAUUUGAAAUGGCCUCAUCAGAUACACCUGCCUAGUUCAGUUUAUAAAGAUAUACCCUUCCAUCAAAUCAAAGAAGAGGCAGAGCAAAGUAGAUUUACAAUUAAUAUUAAAUUUAUUGACAGUGGCAGGAAUAUAUAGCUCAAUCCUUGAAAACCACACAAAUUCUGAUUGGCUUAAGAAAAUCUGGGACAUGGUUUUAAUAUCCAGAUUGGCUUUUUUUACAAGCAGCUAUAGCAGCACAAAACAGACUUUGUUUAUUAAUUCUAAAAACAACAAAUUUCAUGAUGUACUGCCAUUUAUCACUUUUUCUGCAUUAUGAGUCACUUAAAUAAAAAUAUUUAAUAAUUGCAUAAAGUGUUAAAACAGUGCACAGUGGUAUCCUUUUUUUUUCUUUUAUCUCUUCCCUUUGUGCAAUUUCAUGUUAUGUACUUUAUAUAAUGGGACGCAGGUGGCGCUGUGGGUUAAACCACAGAGCCUAGGACUUGCGGAUCAGAAGGUCGGUGGUUCGAAUCCCUGCGACGGGGUGAGCUCCUGUUGCUCGGUCCCAGCUCCUGCCAACCUAGCAGUUCGAAAGCACCUCAAAGUGCAAGUUGAUAAAUAGGUAUCGCUCCGGCGGGAAGGUAAACAGCGUUUCCGUGCGCUGCUAUGGUUCGCCAGAAGCGGCUUAGUCAUGCUGGCCACAUGACCCGGAAGCUGUACGCCAGCUCCCUUGUCCAAUGAAGCGAGAUGAGUGCUGCAACCCCAGAGUCGGUCAUGACUGGACCUAAUGGUCAGGGGUACCUUAACCUUUACCUUUACUUCAUAUAAUGAAUUUAACUGAUAGCCAUUUUUGAAAUAUUUUCCUUUGUUCUUCUUUGAAGGUCAGUCAUGAAGCUCAAGCGAGGUUCAAGUAAGUUUAAGACUCCAUCCAAACUUAAGCGAAGAGGCAUCAAAGUGACAGGGGCAUGGAAGCCCAUUGAGAUUGACCCAAAUCUCUUUGCCGACGAGCAACUUGGAGGCUUAGUAUGUUUUGAGGAGCUUACAGAUUAUAAACUGGUGUCUUCCUCAAAAGCGGGAGAAGAAAAUGCCAAGGGGAGAAAAUCUAGUAGGCGGCCUGGAGAAGUGGAAGACCUGGAGCAAGAGCAUAGUGCAAUUCCCAAAAAGAAGAGGAAGAAGGAGAAAAAUCUGGAACAGGAGGUGAGGAGUGGUUAUGAACCCAAAGUGAAGGAACCGGUAACAACUGAGCAGGAGGCUGAAUGUAAAGAGGCCAUCCCUAGCUUUGAGCAAGAUGAGAGAGUAGAAGGAGACACCACAAUCCUUAAAAGGAAAGCGAAGAAAAAGAGGAAGAGAGAGUUGAAGAAGAAAACCUGUCCUCCCCAAGAUGUUGCUGAACCAGCUAAAGCUUCUAAAAAGGCUAAAAACUGGACAGCAGAAGUCCUGUCUUUAUCUUCAGGUCAGGAAGUGGACAUGUCUGCAUGGAAAGGCCUCUUCGUUCCUAAGCCUGUUCUUCAGGCACUGAGUGAAUUAGGGUUCAGUGCGCCAACUCCGAUUCAGGCCCUGGCUCUGCCUUCUGCGAUUCGAGAUGGCAUGGACAUCCUUGGAGCUGCAGAGACAGGUAUAAUUCAUUGCUACGGCGAUUGUUUCGCUUCCACUGUCCAAGAUGUGUUGAUUCUGUACCUCCAUAAGCACAUGAUAGAAGCAUGGAUUUUGGUAAUUGAGCACAAAGUACAAUGUGUUGAGAAUUUCAGCUUUUUCUUUUGUGGGUGAAAAAUAUUUGGGUGCAGGGGCUGGUGAAAUUGAAGAGGGCCAUCAGGACAUCAGUGGUGAGGACAGGGCCGGCCCAAGACAUUUUACUGCUGUAGGCAAGACCAGCAAUGCCCUCUUCCCCACAACAAUUAAUUUAUUAUUUUUAUUUAUUAAAUUUAUAUAACACUCUCCAUCGUAAGAUCUCAAGGCGGUUCACAGAAUAAAAUACAAGUUAAAAGCAAGAGUGCAAAUUUUCAACUUUGAAACGUGCUUUUUGAUUGUAAAAUUGUAUAUGGCAAUUUCAGUGUGUUAGAUUUGUUGGCAUCUCUCAGCUAAAUUUGGCAGGCAUCAAAUAUGGAUUCUUAUAACCUGCCAGUUGUUGAUAACAAAUCACAGACAGCUGCACGGGCACCAAGAUUCAACUCGUAUCUGUGUGUUUGUGUGUUUUUAAAUAUUCCAGUCUGUUCCGAGUUGCUUUGUACUCUCUUUUUCAAUCUGUGCUCUGGCUUCUAAGCCACUACGUCUAAAACAAAGCUCUGUGUUUUCCUUAUUCACUGUAAUGGGGAACCUGCAGUGACUAUAACAUUUUCCCCUUUUUGGCCAAAGUGGAUAAAAUUUUGAGAGACAAAUACUCUUCUGGAAUGCAGUGAGCCUGCCAAAUUGUAGACCGAUAGAGAAAUUUUCAUGAAGGGCGCCUUUAAAAUUUGAUGAAUCUUAACUAAAGGAAAAGUCUAUUACCUUUUUGAUGUUCUGGCCGAAUUGGAUGCAGUUUGCAGGCAUCACCACCCCUUCUGAGGGGAUGAAGACUUCUGAAUUUCAGAAUGAAUCAUAAGGUGGUGGUAGAAGGUUUAUUGGUGGAGUGUGUGAGCUCCCCAUGCCCCCUAAGACUUAGAGAUUGCAACUUUUCUUCCUUAAGAGAGUGAGAGACCUCUACAUUGUGAUUGGAGUGCCCUGAGAAAAUAAUUAUCUGUGAUUCAAGCCAAGACCUGUCUGUCAACAUGACAGAUUGCACCCUUUCCCCUUUUGAGCUCUGGGCAUCUCCCCUCUCGGUUUUGUUUCAUUUUGGUGGGGAGAGAUUUGUUCAUUUUUUUUGAGAGCUAAAGCUACAGAGCCAUGCUGUCUGGGACUUACGAGAUUCGUAGUCCCAGCAACAUCUGGAGGGCUGCAGGUUAACCACCCCUGGCUUAUUGAAUUGAGAAGGUCCCAACUUUGUUUCCUCUGAAUUCACAUUGUCUCAACACUUACUGAGGGGGAGCAAUAGUGUGAUAGAAGAAAUGUCUGCCAAUUCCCCCUUCCCUAGGUGGACUGUCUUCCAGAUUCAGAGGCCAGCCUGGGUGAACAACCUUUACCACAAGACCUGGGGUCAGGGACAUAUGCGCAGGGAGACUUGGUGUGGGGGGCAGGGAUUAAAAGAGAUCCUCCUGUUUGCCAGUUUUCACUUGGGAAAAGUCCCUCCAUUCCUUAUGAGGGAAACCACUGGGUUAGUGAUUCCAUAUUUCCUACAGAAGGAGUUAAAAUGUCAAUGGCAGCAACAGAAAAUUGUAUCACGAGAGAUGAGUUGAGUAGAAUGCAGUUUGUCCUUGGCCUAGUUUUCAUUUCUGUGUGUGGAGAGCACUGAUCAGAGCUGUCAAUUAAGACAAUUCCUUUUAUAGAGCUUUUUAAAAAAGACCAAGAGUAGAAGGAAAAAUCCAACCAAGUACACAUGUUUGCACGUCAAUAGCAUUACACUGCUUUGUAUGUUACCUUAGGAUGGUGGAAGCCUCAGAGCAGCCUUUGCACACCCAACCACAAGCAGGCCAGAAACCACUACAAUUUUUAAUAUAUUUUUUAAGCAGAGCAGCCAUUUUGCUUUGCGGUGAGUCUUAUUACAGACUAGCAGCCUACAAAUGAACCAGUACUUUUUAAGAGUCCAGGCACUUAUUUGUUGGUUUUAAAAAAUAUGUAUAUAUUCAAAAGAUUUCACAAUGAUUUAUAUUUAUUAAUUACUGCUGUUGAAAAGCAACCCACAGUGAAGUGUCUUGGUGAGAUGAGCAACGACAGGUGCCUGCUUUAAGAAGCGCCAAUUUGACUCAUUGUAACUACAUAUAUUUACAUGGCUUUAAUUAAGAGAGGGAGCCCUGGCUGAGGGAUAAUGCAUAUCCUUUGUAUCCAGAAUUUCUGAGGUUCAAUCCUCAUCAACUUCAAGGAGCAGGAAGCUGCUGAAGUAAAAGAAUUCCUUGCCUGAGAUCCUGGAAAAGAGCUGGCAGUCAAAGAAGAGUAGACAAUACCAGACUAGUGGGGGGAAACCGGCUGGUUUGGUUUCUUAAUUUUAGAUUUAAGCUUAGUUUUUAUCAUUCAACAAGUGUACAAAAUAUUAAGAAAAUUGGAUGACACGAGGUAAAAAAGUUGGAUCACUUGAUAUGGAAUUACCUGGCUACACUAGCGUAAGGCAGUUUAGAAAACAUUCGGAAAAGAGCAACCUGUUGAAUGUUUGACUCUCAAUUACAGUGUAUACGGAUGGAGUGUUUCUUGGGGUGUGGGGAUGUAUGGGGGUGGUUUGUUAUAUGAGUUUUUUUAAAAACAAAAAGAUGUGUUAAAAAGAAAUGGGAUGGAGCAAGUCCCCUAUAAAAAAAGGUGCAGAAUUUGGGGCUUUUUAGUUUAGGGAAAAGGCAAAGAGAGGCAACAUGGUAGAAGUUCAUAAAAUUGUGCAUGGAGAAAGUGGAUAGAGAAAUGUUUUUCCCCCCUUGCUCCUCACGCUAGAACUCAUCCAAUGAAGCUGAAUGUUGGAAGAUUCAGGACGGGUAAAAGAAAGUGCCUAGUUAAACUCUGGAGCUUAGUUCUGUGGGAGGCAAUGAUGGCCAUCAGCUUGGAUAGCUUUAAAAGAGGGUUAGGCAACAUCAUGGAGGGCAAGCCUACCAAGGACUACCAGCCAUGUGGUCUAGCCUGCCUCCAUGGUUGGAGGCAGCAAUGCUGGAAACCACAUGCGGGGGGGGGGCGACUCUUGGGUUUGCCAGUUUCCCCCAGGCAUCUGGGUGGCUGCUGUGACAAGAUGCUGGACUAGUGUGAUGGCUUGUGUAUGCUCUUCACAAUAAGCACCCUCUGCUCACUCAGAGAGGUAUUUACAGUUCUUUAUUUUACAUAUGGACAAGCAGCACAUUACAAUCAUGCGUCUGAAUCGUCCGGUUCAGAUUCAGGGAAUUGUCUUCUCCGGCUUCUCCAACAGAAAAGGCGGGGAAGUUUCAUGGGACGUCUCUGAUCCUUUCGUUUUAACCCUCUCCUUUCCUAUGCAGACGGCACAGGGACAGGCUCUCCAUCUGUUCCUGAACUUCCUGUGUGGUUCUGGGGCUCUGCUUCAGCAUCAGAGAGCCUUCCCGCCUCCUGGCUCUCUCCCUCUUCCCUAUCUGUCACUUCCUCUCUAUCUAUCUCUUACUGUUCCCGCUCCUCAGAGGUGUACCCUGGCAACCCUGUGACAACUAGGUGGGCCAUUGGCCUGAUCCAGCAGGCUCCGCUUGUGUUCCUAGGUUUCUAACCUGCGUUUUAUUUGUCCAUGUUUAGGAAGUGGUAAGACUCUUGCUUUCGCCAUUCCAAUGAUCCAUUCCAUUCUGCAGUGGCACAAGUCAACAGGACUGGCAAGUGGAAGGGACAGGCCGAUUGAUGAAGGAGAGGAUGGUGAGGAUGAGGUACCCAAGCAGGAAGAGAGUGUGGAUACAGGAGGCUUGAGCCCUGAUGGGGGUGAAGCUGGUGGCGAUGACGAUGGCGACGGUGACAAGUCUUUGGCAGCAGGAAACCUGAAGGUGUUGGAGGGUGCAGAACAUGAUCUGGGUUCCCCAAAACCUAAUGCUGCUGCACAUAGAAACAAUCCUCUUCUGGGUUUGGUCUUGACUCCUACAAGAGAACUUGCUGUCCAAGUGAAGCAUCACAUUGAUGCGGUGAACAGAUUCACAGGUAAUGUCAAUUCCUGGUAAUCAUAGAAUUGGAAGGGAUUCCAUGGGUCCAACGCUCUGCAAUGCAGCAAUCUCAACCAAAGCCCCCAUGACAGAUGGCCAUCUAUCAAUGCUAUUGUUGUGGUUAUUAUUUCAUUUGUGAAUCACUUCCUAUGAUGCAUCUGGAAGUGAUUCUACAAUACAGUGAAGAGAGAUGAGACAAUAGCAUAUAUAAAAUCAGUUUUGUUUUCAUCUAACAUACAUAUAAAGGUCUGUCUUCCAUUACUUACUUUGCUGCUGAAGUACAUUGCUUCAGUUUCCCUUUCCUAAAAUGGAAACAUGCUCUGCAGAGAAAGUUUCCUACAGUUUUCUGUCUUCUCUGUAGGGAAAGCACAGACUAUGGUAUGCACAAUCAGUUUGCUGAGAAAAUCCUUGGGUUUUUUCUUUUCUUUUUUGAAAUGCAGCUUUCUAACCUUCCUUGCUGUGAGGCUAUGUUUGAAGGUGUCUGGGCAUGGCCUGUGGACAUCUGAGAACCCAGAGAGGUGGUUGAGUAAGAAGUCCAGUGAUUGGUGGUGGCACUUCAAUGACCUGCCCGGUUCAUUUUCUCACACAACUAGAAAGCCAAGAUAAAUUAUUCAGAAUAAGAGUGGUUGUUAUUUGCAUAAUUUACACAGGUUGAGAAUUCCACUUUUGGGGGAGCUCAGCAUCGCAUCAGUAAGGAUUUUUAAAAUUUUUAAAGUGAUCCACUACUAGGAGGAGCGCACACCAUCUUGAAUACGGGAUAAAUGCUGUUUUGGAGAUGUAGGUCAUCUUUGUAGUUCAUUGGUUUUUUAAAAAAACAUUGGGAAAUACUUUUGUGGAGAUUUGUGCUCCUAAAAAGAGGGGAGGUAAAUCCAGUGAUUUCUUACAAACAUGGUGCAGCAUCUCAUGACUUUCAUGCCAGAAAAUUUUAUGAAAUAUAGCUGCUGCAACAAUGCUCCAGGGACCUUAAUGUCCUAUUGGUCUUCUGUCUUUUAGGCAUUAAAGCAACCAUUCUUGUUGGAGGAAUGGCACCUCAGAAGCAGCAGCGAGUUCUGAAAAGGAAGCCCGAGAUUGUAAUCGCAACCCCGGGGCGCCUGUGGGAGCUAAUACAGGAGAAGCAGCCACAUCUCUCAAACCUGCGGCAACUCAGGUACUCAAGAUCCCUUUUCAAAUAUGUCUUCCUUCUCCCAAACGAGCAAAUACUAUCUGGGUAUUUUUAAGAUCAUCAAUGCUAAAGAACUUCCUGCUUAAGCAAUAGUACAGAGGUAGUCAGUGUAUCACCCUCCAGAUGUUUUUGGACUACAGCUCCCAUCAGCCCUGACCGUUGGUGGUUCUCACUGGGGCUGAUGGGAUUUGGAGUUCAGCAACACCAAGGGCACCAUGGUUAGCCACCUCUGCAGUAAACACUUUGCAGGAUCUUUCAGGGUGUUCCCUUGAAGUUCACAGUUGCUGCUUUGAGAAUCGGGGGACACUUACGCAUGCUCGAUGUUGCACUUGGACUGCUUAGCUCUGUUGCACCUGCCUGAACAUACUGUGGCUCAUUCAGAUGAACAGCAGAGACCAUGAAGCUACUAUAGAACAAUUGAGGUGGGUGGAGGAUGGAAACGGUUUCCAUAAUUGGCCUGACUUACCAGAUUUUCUCCUCCACCCAGCUCAUGCCACGUUUCAAAGCAAAUUUCCAGGCACUGGCAAGUGGCGACCAGUAUUAGAAAUCAGCCAGGCGCCAGGUGCAUUUUGCGACUGCCGUGGGUCCAGCUGUGAUCACCUGGAGAUCUCUGGGGAAACCAAAAUGUCACUUAGGGAAUGAUCUGAAAUAUUUUCCUUGAAGCCUGAAUUUGUUGUAUUCCGGAUUGCUUUAUUUGAUGUUUCAAUAUGCUAUAAACCGUUUUGAGAUUUGUUCUUUAAAAUAUAAAGUGGCAUAGAAAUGAACAAGAUGAUGAUGAUAACAAAGCCCAUUGAAAAGAAAUGGCGCCUAGACAUUCCAUGGUGGCAACCACAACCUACAUUUAAGAUUUCAUUUGUGGGUUAGCGGGAGUGGCAUCAGUUUCAACCUGGUUCCUCCUGGGCCCAGACUACAGCUCAUUCCUAGUGGCGGAGUUUCAUGCUCCGGCACCAGGGGACAGGGCUGGCGUGCGUCCUGGGGUGGGGCGCGCCGCCCGCAGGGGCGUGGGGCGCAUCCUGGGGUGGGGCACGCCACCCACUGGGGCAUGGCACACGUCCUGGGGAUGGGGGGUGCCGCCUGCGGGGGUGGGGCGCCCAGCACGGGCAGGGGGCAGUUGUGAUGGCACCCUGCCGGAGGCGGGGCACUCCCCCCGCACUCCUCUUCCUCCACCAGUGCUCAUUUCUCCCUUGGUGCACCAAGCAGUGGCAGCAGAGGGAGUCCCUCCAUUGCCAGUGCCUGGCAUGCCAAGGGAAUAAUGACCUCCAUUGGCCACAGCGCUGAUGGAACCUGUUCUACCAGGUGCUGGCGACAGAGAGUUCCUCUGCCACCAGUGUGCUAAGGGAAUAACAAGCUGCAUCAGCUCUGGCACCUUACGGUCAGGAGUGGUGGCAGUUUCACCCACAGUCUACCGUCGGGUGAAGGCGCCAUCAUGCUCUGGCCCUCAAACCAGUCCUGGGAGAUGCAUUGAUACACCAGGCCUAGCGGUCAUCACUUUGCAACAGCAAAGUCCUUGAAUUUGCUGGUGCAAAUUCCAUCAGACGUUUGUUUCCUUGCACCUUGGUUUCCCACUUUGGUAUCUAUACAAGCAUACAGAAUAAGAAUCGGCUUGUGGUUCUGUUCACUCACCGCAGGCCAUUGUUCUUUUCUGUGUGCGCUGUAGCAGGUAGGGCUCUUUUGAAGCGUGUCGGAUCUCCUCUUAUCUCAAAACGAAACGCUCUUAAAACUGUCUCUCGCGUCCGUCUGACAGGUGCCUGGUGAUCGACGAAGCGGACCGGAUGGUGGAGAGGGGGCAUUUCGAGGAACUCUCUCAGUUGCUGGAAAUGCUGAGCGACUCGCAAUAUAACCCAAAACGCCAGACGUUUGUCUUUUCUGCCACCCUGACUUUGAUCCACCAGGCUCCGACUAGGGUUCUCCACAAGAAGAGAGCUGUCAAAAUAGACAAGAAGACCAAGCUGGAAAUGCUGAUGGAAAAAGUUGGCAUCAAGGGCAAGCCCAAAGUGAUAGACUUGACCAGGAAAGAGGCCACCGUGGAGACCCUCACCGAGACCAGGAUCCACUGCGAUACAGAGGAGAAAGACUACUACCUGUAUUAUUUCCUCCUUCAGUACCCAGGCAGAACCAUGGUUUUUGCAAAUAGUAUAGAUUGCAUCAAGCGGCUCACUGCCCUCCUGACGAUAUUGGACUGCGACCUCCUGCCUCUUCAUGCAAACAUGCACCAAAAGCAAAGGUUGAAAAACCUGGAGAGGUUUGCUGAACGCCCCAGGUCGGUUUCCCUCUCUCUCUCUCUCUCUCUCUCUCUCUCUCUCUCCCCUUUGGUUUAUUUUAUCAAUUAAGAUCAUGCCGCUUUUCAAAAGUGGAUUGCUUGAAUUGACAAAAACACAAUGAGAACAAGAACGGAGUAAUGCGCCGCAGCACAAUUAGCAAGUAAACGCUGAAAAACUUACCAGAAUUUAAAGGUGGGCGAAACUUUUAAGGGGAAAAGUAAUAACGACUCGCCUAAAGCUUAAAACGGAGGGAUCCAAUUUGGGAAGGAGUUCUUUGUGGGAAGCAUGGGGACCGCAGUAGAGAAGGCCCUUUCUUAAGUCCCAACCAGCUACACCUGCAGUGGAGGUAGGACACAGAGCAAGGCCUUUGAUAUUGAACACAGUUGAAUGACAGGAUCCAAUAGCGUGGCCUCCGUUACCCAUGCUCUGCUAACCUCCCGUGCAGAUUGCUGCAGUGCAUUCUACAUGGGGCUUCCCUUGCAGAUGGUCCAGAAGCUGCAGCAGUGGAAUGCAGUAGCUCUGGGCAGGGCAGAGCUGCCGGAGAAAGGCACAUCGCUCCAAUUUUGAGAGCACUGCACUGGGUGCUGGGGAGAUACUGGGCCCAAUUCUAGGUAUUGGAACUAGUGUGCAAGGCCUUAAAUGGGUACUUGAAGAAGCCAUAUUUUCCAUAUGCCGCAACCCAUAAUUUGCGGUGGAGGGCAGACACCCUGAAAGCAGUGGCAAGGAGGAUGAGAGUGCACAAGAGGGCUUUCUCUGUAGUGGGCCACCACGUUUAGAACCCCUCCUGAAGGUAAUGGUGCAGUCCCCAUCCCCUAGCUGUGCUUGGGAGGAAUUCGAAGACAGUUCUAUUUAUCCAGGCCUUUGGGAGGGGAUUGGCAAUGUUAGGCUGAGGGGUAUCAUGCCUUUCAUUUUAAUUCUUGUGUCCUGGAUACUGUGUGGUUUGAUGUGGUGCUGUUGACUUCCUUGGGGACUCUUCAGGGAGGAACGUCUAGCUGUGAAUUAAAGAACAGGAGGUGGACCUUCGAAUACCUUUAGGGCUUUGUCAGUAAGAAUGGGAACAUUUAUUGAAUGAUUUGAUCUCGGCACAGUUCACGGAAUAAAAUACAAAAUAAUUAAAAACUAAACAGCAAAACAAUAACACAUGCACCCUUCCCAAAGGCACAUUUAAAAGGCUAUAGAAUAUUUAUCAGCCCAAGGCCUGGUUGAACAGAAACGUUUUCUCCUGGCGCCUAAAAUAUAUAAUAAUAAUAAUAAUAAUAAUAAUAAUAAUAAUAAUCCUUUUUAUUUAUAUCCCGCCCUCCCCAGCCAAAACCGGGCUCAGAGCGGCUAACAACAGUAAAAAUAGCACCAUUUUCAUAAAAUCACAAUCAAUUAAUUGAAAUACAUUCUAAAAUCAAUUCAGAAUCAAAUUAAUGGCAACCAUUGGGCUAGAGUUCUAUGUGGAUUACAGAAGGCGAGAGGGGGGUCAGACUGUGCCUUGGCCAAAGGUCUGGUGGAACAGCUCUGUCUUGCAGGCUCUGCGGAAAGAUGUCAAUUCCCGGAGGGCCCUAGUCUCUUGUGACAGAGCGUUCCACCAGAUCGGGGCCAUGGCCGAAAAAGCCCUGGCUCUGGUUGAGGCCAGCCUAACCUCCCUGUGACCCAGGAUCUCCAAGUUGUUUUUGUUUGAAGACCGUAAGGUCCUCCCUGGGACAUACCAGGAGAGGCGGUCCCGUAGGUACGAGGGUCCUAGGCCAUAUAGGGCUUUAAAGGUAAAACCAGCACCUUAAACCUGAUCCUGUACUCCACCAGGAGCCAGUGCAGCUGGUAUAGCACUGAGUGAAGGUGCCUGGCAAACCUUACCUGGAAGAACAUACCGCAAUUGGGGAGCCACUACAGAGAAGACCCGUUCUCGUGUUGCCGCCCUCUGGACCUCACCUGGAGGAAGCACACGAAGAAGGGCCUCAGAUGCUGAACACAGGGGGAGAGGCAGCCCUUGAAGUAUUGCAGUCCUGAGCAUUUGAAUCGCUCCCACAAACAACUACCAACCAGUGCAGACAAAGCAAGAAUCUAUGAUGUGUAGUUGUCACACACACUGUAUAGCUUUGAUUAACGGCUAGUUGUCCUGGAAGACUGGCUAGAGAAGGGGUGAGAGCUAGCGGGCCUCAACUUCACACAUGAAAGUCGGCAUCACACAGUGUUUUGCGGCUGCACACGCAGUGUGUGUACACCACCUUUCUUUUGCCUCUAGGGUGACAACUAGAGAGCCAGGCGGCAGCAGCACCUCCCUCAGGGCCACUGGAAUUGGGCCAGGCAUCUUUUUCCCCCUAGACUCCUAGUGUACAGGACAGCUGUUUUGUGCAGGGGAGUAAGCAAACUUAACGUGAGUUGGAGCGACUGACGUGGGUUGGAUGUUUGGUUUCCUUAGCAAAUGCUGCUCAAGGCAGCGAGCAGCAGUAACGUACUCCUGAAAUCAAAUGAUAAAUUGCAAUGAAACGAAAAAGAUACAAAGUAAAAAAAAACACCCCAAGGCAGGUAAAACUUCAUAAAAGACAAAUUAGACUUAUUUACAUAGUGUGGGUAGGAGAACUGAAAAUAAUGCCAAUAUAUUUCACAUCUGGUUUCAGAUAGUACAUGGGUAGACGAGUCUAAAAAGCCCAGAACACACAUUUUCACAGUCCUCUAGCAGCUAUGGUGGCUCAGUUACUAGAAGUAGUUUAUUUAGCAUUAACUAUGGAAGUAUAUGGGACGCGGGUGGCACUCUGGGUUAAACCACAGAGCCUAGGACUUGCCGAUCAGAAGGUCAGCGGUUCGAAUCCCCUUAUUCCGAAUAGGAUUCAUCACAAGAAAAGGGAAGAAUUGACAGCUAUGCACCGUGGCCGUGAAAAUUUGUGUCCAGGGCUUUUUCAGAGCUUGGGAGCAGCCAUCAAGAAGGCUCUCUACUGAACAUUUGCCCUGUGUGCUUCAGAUGCCUCCCCCAUAGAUCUUAAAACCUGUGCAGGCUGACAUGGAAGAAGCCUUUCAGAUAACCUUACUCCCAAGACUUGCAGGCGAAAACUAGCAGUCUGAAUUGUAACCGGAAACAAACCAGUAGCCCCUGAAGGUUUCUCCACCCAUCCUUCACAGGCUAAGCAAAGCAGUCUUAAAUAGAUAGGUUAUCUUCUUUUUGUCCCUUUUGUCUUUCUUUUCAUUCUGCAGUACUUAUGACACAGCCCUAUUUUGCUUAUGUUACUGUAUCUGGCCUUCUGGAAAUACUGAAUUCAGUGUUAAUGCACUUUAGGGAGCUCUCCCCCCCCCUUUCCUUAAUAAAACAACCAUUGUCUCCACUUCUGCAAUUUCAGCUGUGCCCUCUUGACAACAGAUGUUGCCGCUCGUGGUCUUGACAUUCCUCACGUGCAGCAUGUCAUACAUUACCAGGUACCAGAACAAAAUGUACUUCUGUUCUCUGUUCAUGAAUUUGUAAUACAUUGAUGGCUGGCGGUAAAUUGAAGACCACAAGCGAUCUUCGUGGCCUUUCUUUGGGUUGUAACACAGAAGAAGAAAGAGAGGCAUGGUGGAUUGGUUUAAAUCAAGAUGAUUUCAGUUACCAGGGAGGCAGGGAAGCUGAUUUAAAUCAUUGAUUUAAGGGGGAUUGAAAAUCAAGUUUUCCAUUUAUACUUCAUGGUGCAAAUUUAGCUCUUAAUUGCAACUGAAUAGGUUAUUAUUUACACUGUUUUUUAAUUCUUAAAGCCAAGGUGUGUGUUUGUUUGUUGCACUGUAUAUAACAAAGGCACACUCCUCCAUUGCCUUCCAAGACAGAUGUCCACAAUAUAAUUUAUAUGUUUUCCAUUCUUCUACCUAUAGAUGGACUGUCAUUAAAAUAUUCCCAUGUAGGUUCUCAAGACUAGUAGUCUGUUAGGUAAACUUAAGAGAAUGUAGGAACAGACACACUUGGACCUUCUGAGUGUUGCUCCUUUCUGCUUUAUUCUGCUGUUGCUCAGCCCUGCAGAAAUGAUUUUUUUUUUUGGUUAGUAGCAUUGUUUGUAACUGUGGCAUGUGCUAACCAGCCUGUCGUUUCAGAUAUCUCUGACAUUUCUGGGCUUGCACAUAAUUGUGGAAUCCAAUAUCUCCCAAGAGUUAGCGCACAUUGAGAUAAACUGAAACAGUGCCAUAGUAGGUGUGAAAUUGCUUGCUGCUGGGGAGCGUUAUGCGUUGUUCUCUUUUUGUGUACUUCAGACCCGUUCCCACAGAAGUGCUUAAUCUCUUUCGCUGUUGCAGGUUCCUCGCACCUCUGAGAUUUACGUGCACAGAAGCGGCAGGACUGCCAGAGCUGCCAAUGAGGGCCUGAGCUUGCUUCUGAUUGGCCCAGGCGACAUGAUGAAUUUCAAAAGGAUUUACAAGACGCUGGAGAAGAACGAAGAGCUUCCUUUUUUCCCCGUCGAAACAAAAUGCAUGACGGCAAUCAAGGUGAAAUAGAUAUUUCCUUUGAAAGUAGUGUGUUCGUGGUUUUUAUUUUAUUUCUCAACCGCAGCGCUUUUCACAGUUGCUCAAGGCUUCGUAACAGAUGUCUGUUCCUAACACCUGAUUUUGGAACUUGGUUGGGAAGUGAGAUCUGGAACAGUGGUUCUGACUGAGAUGGCUGUUCAUGAGCCAAGCUUGCUGUAAUUUUUUUGUUUUAAAAAAUGCUUCUAGCCAGUGGGCUGGUGGAGGAGAGACAGGGUGAGCCAUCCCUUCUUUGCCAGUCAAAAUAUUAGCCUGCAUUAAUGUCCUGGUCACCUGUGACAAGUUGUUGAAAGCAAGGUGGCAUAAAGUUGGAUAUAAAGUCAUAGAAUUGUAGAAUUGGAAAGGAUCCCAUGGGUCAUCUAGUUCAACCCCCUGCAAUGCAGGAAUCUAAACCAAAUCAUCCAUGACAGAUAUGUGCUGCUCCACUCGAGUAGAGCCCAGGGUUCAGCUUCUUCAGUUCUCAUCUCUCCUUUAGAUCUUGCCAGCCAGGGUUGGAAGACCAGAAAGAAGACAUUAUGUUAUCACUAGUAGAGAAAAGACAAGAGGAGAGCAGGAGUUAUGUGGAGACAUUAAAAUCAAAGCUGUUUUUAAUGAGCUUAGUUUUCAGUAGUUGAUUGCAGGUAAUGAAUGUUUUUCAGGACUAAUUUUUCCUUUAUUUGGCUGCUUAAGAAUUUCAAAUUGCUCAUCACCCUGCUGUCACUUCUGCGGCUUUAAUAAUUUAAUCCCUUAUUAAAUAUGGAAUAUAGGCAUAGAUAAAUCACCAUGUCCCAUUUGCAGACUUGCGUGGGACUUUCUUUGGUGCCUACAUUCUAAGCUCUUAAUGUUGGCAGCGCCCUGCCAGAUCUCAUUUUUCAUCUAGAACAUUCACCUAGCAGAAUGGUUGAAUUAAAAUGUGUUGAAAGCUAAGGGCAAAAGACUUUGUGAAUUGUGCUGGUGGUUCCGAUAUAACUUAGUGGAGCAUAAUCGCUUCCAUUGCUUUGCAUUGUAGAAAAGGCUCCUUUAGGAGGAUAAGCAGAAUAUAAUUUCAAUUAAUAAAAUAACAGUGAAAAAUAAAUAUAUUUCCCCUCCAGUUUCUUUGUCAUUUUCCUUGUUUUGAAUGCUAUGUAAUUUGAAGCUGGGUCUAUAUUAUUUUUUUCUGUCUGUUUUGAGGUGGUAGCUUGCUCCAUCCCAAAUGUUUUGGGUAACAAAAUAGAGGAAGCAGCAGUAGUCUUACAAAUAAUUUUCCAAUCUUUUUAUUAAUAAUUGCAGUUGAACAAAAGUCCAGUUAAACCACCGAAACAUAGGAUAUGUUUAUAUGCACAGAGCUUGGUUGACUUAAGUUACACUGUACCCAAACUUCUUAAGGCGAGCUUGUACAUCACCAUGUUACAAGUGGAAGAUAACUAAUUGUUGUCAGUGGGGAAAGCUUUUCUAAUUCAGAAUUGUUGGCUUCCUCCUUCCCCAUUUGAGUCUGCUGAUGUUCCAUAAAAGACCAAUGUAAGGCAUGCUGGAGCUUAAGUUUAGCGUACUUAGACCCCCUUUCCAUUUUGGCCUAAUGGCAGUCCUGCAAUACAAGGUAGCCGGACAAAUUAGCCCAUGAUUUACCCAAGAUCACCCAUUGAACUUUUCAACUGAGUGCCAGUUCCAACCCAGGUCUCCUCCUCAUUCCAAGUCAGCUUGACCCCUUUGUAAGCCAGUAAUGUUUGUAGACUGAGGUCCAAGGGUUACUUUACAAACCAUCACCUUGAAGUAUGUCCAGAAGAUAACAGGGAUGGCAAAAUUUAGGGAGUAGUGGUUAACCUAGGGUCCCAUGAGUUCAUUAGAGUUAGUGAAUUCCUUACAAAGGCAAAGUGUGUGGAAGCUUUUUCAUCUCCCCUGCUAUUAUGAGAGAAGGAAUCUAACAUGGUGAAGGGCAGGUUAUUAAAAUAUUAAUAAUGAUAAUAAUAACAAUGGCCAGAGACAUCCACAGACCUGUACCAUCUAUUUGUUGAAGAAAAAGCAAUUGUGAAAGACCCACCCAGUGAAAACAGUGCCACGUCUAACUUAGCCCUUAUAUUGCCUUUGUCCAUGUACUGCUUUGAGUGCCCACGUCCUGUCCCUGCAUAACCUCACUGUGCUUCGUUGCAGGAGCGGGUGAACUUGGCAAGAAAGAUUGAGAAGGUGGAAUAUUUCAACAGCCGAGCGAAGCAGCACAACUCAUGGCUCCAGCAAGCUGCAGAAGCGCUGGAGCUUGAUUUAGAUGAUGAUGAGCUAAUAGGCAAGUGGCAGUGUGUGUGUGUGUGUGUGUGUGUGUGUGUGUGUGUUUGGGCUUGGGAGGGAGGAACCACCCCGAGAAAGGUGUAAUAAGGGGCAUAUCUCCUGGAUGCAGCAAUGAAGGCAAUAACCUGGGUACUCUCACACAUCUAAAGAGCUCUAUUUAUGGACUCUUGUAUUUAUCUAAAAUGCAUUUGGAAAAUGUUUGAGGUUGUAUACAAGUUGGGCAGUGGGGGGAGAACAGGUAAGGCAUAAACUUCAUUCAAACUCAGCAAGAGUUGGGCAAAGCUUAGCGCCAGUUCAGACAUUCAGAAAAAGAAAAAGCUGCAAACCUCAGUAAUGCCAGUCUCAUAUUUUAAUGGUUCCUGAAGGAUCAAUGCACUUGGAGUUCAAGUGUAGCAGAUGUUCAUGUUUCAUCUUGCCAAGGCAAGAUUAAAGAGGAGUGGUUUUGCCUGGUGCCUAAAGGUGUACAAUGAAUCUUGUUUUACAUGUCAUCAUUUAACUAUUGGGAGUCAGAAACCCUUAACUAUGUACUGUAAAUUGUCCAGUGAUCUAUCAGUAGAUUUCCCUAUGCUUUUCACCAGCCCCCAGCUUUAAGUAACAAAAUUUCUAGAACCCCUCUUGAUUAUUUGUGCUGGGAUUUAUGUUUCCCCCCUUCCUGUGUGUGUGUCUACAGGAGGCCGACCCGACGAGCAAAAUGAGAGUGAAAAACAGAAGAUGGUAAAGGGGAUGAAGAAACAUCUGAAACACUUGCUCUCUCAGUCCGUUUUUAAAAGCUUGAUGAAGACCAAAUACCCAACCCAGUCUGGGAAACUGCUCUUGUCCGAUAUUUCGGAAGAACAUUCUCAGUCUGCGUUGGACACCAUGUCAAAAGCAAAAGCGAAGAAGAUGAAGAAGAAACCACAGCAAAAUGCAGAGAAGUUAAAGAAGUGAUGGGACAUUUUGGGGGUGCAAGAUAAGGAACACUUAAUUCUCCCCUUCUCAGCCACUGGAUGCACAGACCUGUUCUAGAAUGAUUGCUGCUUCCUCUCCUGUUGCUGCUCUCAAGUCAGUCAACGUGCAUGUACAGACACCCACCCACAUGGUCCUUCUUGGUGCUGAGUUUAGGUGAUGUCCAGUGUCUUGAGUUUUGUGUAAAACAUGCCACCUGAAAGAACCAGGUGAGUGGAAAUCAUUGCACGUGAUUGGGGUUGUGUGGAAACAACUGCAGAGGUGGCAGUGAGCCCAGAGGAACAGGUAAGCAUAAAUGUGUGUGUAUCAGUUCUGUAUCCUUUUAAUCAAGUUCAUUUAUUCAUUUAAGUUGCAGGGUGUUGCAGGGCAUUGCAUAUGCGUUUCUAAAGAAAACCCUAUGUUUGUAAUUCUUUGAAUUUUGCAUUAGCAUUUGAUGCUUUAAAUCGUAGCAGCCGAGGGGAAUCUUCUCUUCUGCGGAAAGAAGAAACGAAAACAUGUCGGGGGGGGGGGGGAAUAGACUGUACCCUAAAGUAAAUUAGAGAAUGAAUUUCUUCCUGUUCUUAACUUGCCCAGCUGAAGUCUAUAUUAAAAUAUUUGUAAAACUUU
Podarcis lilfordi (Lilford's wall lizard) is the source of this 20804-nucleotide messenger RNA. The record is from the annotation of a GenBank genome assembly. Lineage: Eukaryota; Metazoa; Chordata; Lepidosauria; Squamata; Lacertidae.